Molecule: messenger RNA, 942 nt
Organism: Exophiala bonariae
Lineage: Eukaryota; Fungi; Ascomycota; Eurotiomycetes; Chaetothyriales; Herpotrichiellaceae
Exons: 3
Coding region: 1-942 (313 amino acids)
Biological process (GO): L-leucine catabolic process
Molecular function (GO): flavin adenine dinucleotide binding; 3-methylbutanoyl-CoA dehydrogenase activity
Source: RefSeq, a predicted model, not a curated record
AUGUCACCACACGCGACAAAGGAUUCUCUUCUGGAGACUGAUCCAGCUAUCUACGAUGUCCAUCAUCAAACCUGGGCGGCAGUACCCCUGCCUCAAAACGAAGUAGAAUGGGUAGAACGAGCUGCUCAGGUUGCUAGAGUUCUUGCCGAAGAUGCUGCACUCCGAGAUAGAGAACAGAAGAUUCCAGUGGCAGAAAUCUCAUUGUUGAAAUCUUCUGGCUUGCUAAAAGUGCUCGGUCCAGUAAAGUACGGCGGAGGAGCGCAGGGAUGGGAUGUUGCGUACAAAACCAUUCGGGAAGUUGCUAAGGGUGACGGCGUCAAGAUCGAUCACGUUGAAGUCCCAUGGACUGAUGCCUUGGGGUGGAAUCCGAAGGAGAAGAAGCCUUUGGAAUCCGUAUUAGGUAUCCCAUGGGCCUCACUCUUAUUACCAACUAUUCAGCUAGUUUUCUCGAACUUUUACAUUGGUAUUGCUUUGGGUGCCCUCGACUUCGCUUUGAAAUAUAGCGCGAAGAAUACUCGAGCUUGGCCGUAUGGCGGAGACAAUAAAGACCAAGCAAGUGACGAAUUCUACAUUCUCGAGCGCUACGGAAACUUCAAGGCACAUCUUCGUGCUGCUGAAACCCUCGCAGAUAAAGCUGGAUUAGUCAUUGCAGAGAUAUAUGACACAAAAUCCGAGAAGCGUGAUAUCUCUGCGAGAGAGCGUGGUGAAGCUGCUGAAUGGGUUGCAUCUGUCAAAAUAGUGGCAACCGACACAGGAUUGCGAGUGACCUCUGGCGUCUUCGAAGUUACUGGUGCUCGUGCAACAAGUACAAAGGUGGGCCUCGAUAGGUUCUUCAGAGAUAUCAGGACACAUACUCUACAUGAUCCUGUUAGUUAUAAGAAUAGGGAGCUUGGCAGAUUUGCCCUGUUAGACGAGGUUCCAGAGCCGACCUGGUACACAUAA